ACCUUUGUCCCAUUUAUAACGCUCAGUACAACGAGUCACUGAUGGUGCUGAAUAACCAGAUCAGAAACCCUGACUGUUACGGGGUUGCUGACUUCACUUCCACCCCUCCACUUUUAAGAUUCAGAUUCCCUAUUAACGACACCUCCUCCUCAAGCUGCGCCAACAAAUAUGUGAUAAUCACUGACAAAGGAACAGGACAGUUUUCAGAUUUCUCAAAUGUUCAGUUCGUCAACAUUUCCGGCGCCGUUACGGCCAUCGACCCCUCUGCAGGUACGAUCACAUAUCGUUCGCAGAUCCUGUACUACUUCUCCUGCUACUACCCUCUGCACUAUGUGCUCAACAACACUCAGCUCAGCGUGGCAGGGGUGAACGUUGCCAUAAGAGACAACAAUGGUAGCUUCAUCAGUACUCUGAGUAUGCAGCUGUACAGCGAUAACAAGUAUCAACAGGUGCUACAGAUCCCAGCAACAGGACUCAACCUUAAGACCAAGAUUUAUGUGGAAGUUAAAGCUACUAAUCUAACACAGAAGUUCCAAGUUUUACUGGACAGAUGUUACGCCACAACAAGUCCAUUACCUGCUCUAAGCACUUCCUAUGACCUCUUUGUUGGGUGUACCCGUGACCCACAGACAGUCAUUGAUUUAAACGGCGAUUCACAGUCGGCACGAUUCAACUUCGAGGCCUUCAGAUUUGUGGAACACAAAAAUCUGACAAUUUCCACUUUCUACCUGCACUGCCUCACCAGACUCUGUGAGACAAGCGCAUGUGCCUCCCUAAAGCCUGUCUGUACUUCAAGAAGAAAGAGGGACGUCCCGAGCGAUACCCCCUCAGCUACUGUCACUUCUGUUGCUAUACCUGUCAGUGAAAACUCCGAAGCUGCUAAAAGCUCCUCCGCUUCUCAAGGUAAUGAUCAUCUAUAUCUGACGCUGGUCUGGGGGAUCAUCCUAAAUGGACUGCUUUCUUGCAUCAACUGAGAUCAUCUACAGCCGUCCGAUACUCGCCAUCAUCGUCUGCAUCUGCAUCCUCGCCGUCUCGGUCGCUGCCCUGGCUGUUUACUUUGUUUUCCACACAAGGCGAAGAAAACAACUCAUGGGAUAAAGUCGCUUGAUCAAACUGGAGCUCCUUUCUCAUCUCUAACUCUUCAUCAUCUCCAAAGCAUGAGCAACUCACUUAGUCAUCAAAUUUGGCAUGCACGUAUAUAUUUAUAUAAAUCACAUAGUGGAUUAAUAAAGGCUCAGUAAAUGUAUAUUUAACUGUUCAUUGAAAUCACUUUUAAGUUGCAGUCGUUUUAUUCAGCUUACAUUGAAGUAUAUAAUAGGAGGUGGCAUCUUUUGUGAUCACAAAUGUGGUUCUUCUGAAUUGGUUUGGAUGAGAACAAGUUUAAAAAAGGAGUUUUAUUCUUUUUUAAUGGCUGACAGCGUCUGAACAGACUGGUUUAGAUAUCACAUGUUGGUGUAAAAUGUCAAUUUGCCCACUGAAUAUGUAUAUAGCUAAUAUGUAUGUAGAAAAUAUGCAUGUGGAAGAAAUGUUCCUGCUGUAUUCUUUUGUCACUUUGAAUGAACUACACUGUCUUUAUGCUGAACAAUAGAAUAAAUAUGAAAGGCUACAA
Molecule: messenger RNA, 1609 nt
Organism: Nematolebias whitei (Rio pearlfish)
Lineage: Eukaryota; Metazoa; Chordata; Actinopteri; Cyprinodontiformes; Rivulidae
Product: zona pellucida-like domain-containing protein 1
Cellular component (GO): cell surface
Source: RefSeq, a predicted model, not a curated record